Messenger RNA from Lampris incognitus (smalleye Pacific opah), 3612 nucleotides. Its product is annotated as insulin receptor substrate 1-B. Bases 1 to 3612 code for a protein of 1203 amino acids. Gene Ontology annotation, biological process: insulin receptor signaling pathway. The transcript is spliced from 2 exons. Gene Ontology annotation, cellular component: cytosol; plasma membrane. The record is from RefSeq and is a predicted model, not a curated record. NCBI's taxonomy places the organism in Eukaryota, Metazoa, Chordata, Actinopteri, Lampriformes, Lampridae. Gene Ontology annotation, molecular function: insulin receptor binding; phosphatidylinositol 3-kinase binding.
AUGGAGACCCCGGCAGCGGAGCAGCAGCAGCAGCAGCAGCAGUGCUACGAAGACGUGCAGAAAAGCGGCUACCUCCGCAAGCACAAAUCUAUGCACCGGCGGUUUUUCGUGUUAAGGACGGCAUCCGAGAACGGCCCCGCUCGACUGGAGUACUACGAGAACGAGAAGAAAUUCCGUAGUAAAUCGCCCGUCCCCAAAAAAUCCCUCAACCUGGAGACGUGCUUCAACAUCAACAAGCGGGCGGACUCCAAGAACAAACACAUGAUCGUCCUGUACACCCGCAGCGAGAGCUUCGCCAUCGCUGCGGACAGCGAGGAGGUGCAGAACGAGUGGUACCAGGCUAUGAUGGACCUCCAGUGCAACUGCAGAACUCCUGAUGACUGGGGCAGUAGUGGAGAGUGUAGUUCUCCCUCUCCUGUUCCAAACUUUAAGGAAGUGUGGCAAGUUAAAGUGUGGCCCAAAGGCCUCGGACAUGCCAGGAACUUGGUGGGCAUCUACCGGCUGUGCCUAACUGACAAGACAGUCAACUUUGUCAAACUCAACUCUGAUGUGGCAGCUGUGGUACUGCAGCUGAUGAAUGUUCGCAGGUGUGGCCAUUCAGAGAAUUUCUUCUUCAUCGAGGUGGGUCGCUCAGCAAUUACGGGCCCCGGAGAGUUUUGGAUGCAGGUGGAUGACUCUGUUGUUGCGCAGAAUAUGCAUGAGACCCUGCUAGAGGCUAUGAAAGCCCUGAGUGAGGAGUUUCGUCAACGCAGCAAAUCCCAGUCCGUCGGAACCUCAUGUGGAGGUGGCACCGCCUCCAACCCCAUCAGUGUUCCCAGCCGUCGUCAUCAUCCAAACCUUCCUCCAAGCCAGGUGGGCUUCUCGAGACGAGCACGGACCGAGACCCCUGGAACAGGAGGAAACAGCACCAGCACUUCACCCACGUCACGCCAUGGCUUCCCAAGGGCACGAACUGCUAGCAUUGGCGCCAGGUCGGAGGAGGGGGGAGCGUGUGGCAAAGGGACAUGGGCCAGCUCCAGCCCCAGCCUUAAUGGUUCCUGCUCUACAACACCCACACUGAGGCCCAAGCCCACCAGAGCUCCAACUCCUGCUAAGAUUACUCUCAGCCUAGCACGUUACACACCAAACCCUGCACCCUCUCCAGCUCCAAGCCUGUCCUCCAGUUCCGGUCAUGGCUCAGAGUGCGGACUAGUUGGGGUGGCUGUGGGAGGUAUGUCAAUCUGCUCCUACCCUCGUGUUUCUCAGAGAGUCUCUGUCUCGGGUUCCCCCAGCGACUACGGCUCCUCAGAUGAGUGCGGCUCCAGUCCUGGAGAACAUUCCCUACUGGUCCCCAGUCUACCUGGAGGAUCCCAUGGGGUGACAGGACAUCACGCACCCGGGGAGGGUCCCCCCAGCUAUAUAGUCAUGGGGCAACGAGAGAGUCUACUUGGUUCCCACCAGCGUUCCAAAGGCCGACGGAUGCUGCGACGUUCUUCCAGUAGGGAAUGUGAAGCAGAACGCAGACUGUUCAGCAAGAGGGCCUCUCUGCCCUUGGCAGCCCAUGACCGCCUUACUCUGCACAAGAAAGAUGAAGAGGACGAUGAUGAUGAAGAAUAUACAGUUAUGUCUCGGAGCACUCAAAGAGAGACGACUGAUCUGCAUCAUGGCUCGGAGGGUGUGGCAAUGGGGGGCGAGCAGCAUGAUGUGGCAGGGGAAAGUAGGAAGAGGGCUGAGUGCAGCAGGGCGGAGGUGGAGGUAGUGGUGCCUGUUGAUACUGGCUAUAUGUCAAUGCUGCCCGGAGUGACCUCUCCUCCUGUUUCACUCUCUCUCUCGGUAGGUAUGUCCGAUGCCAGUCCUAAACCUGGGACUGAUGAUGAGUACAUGGCCAUGACCCCCAACAACAGUGUGUCACCCCCCCAGUCCAUCCACCAGCCCACCUCAGAGGGAUACAUGGUCAUGUCUCCUAAUAGCAGCUGUUCCACAGACCUACACGGCCUGGUCAUGUGGGAUAGCAGGGCCAGCAUGGAGAGCCGGGCUGCCAGUGACUACAUGAACAUCUCCCCUGUCAGUAGUCGCUCUGCCUGCAGCACACCCCCCUCCCACACCGAGCAACACCAGUUGCAGCCAAAAAUGGUUAACUCCUACUUCUCCUUGCCACGGGCUUAUCAACACACCCUCUACACCCGUUUCGAGGAGGAUUUAAACAAAGGCAAAGAGAAAGAGGAUAGCAGCUGCCAUGAUAGUGCUGGAAAGGGAGGGGGAGCAGGAUACAACAGGAGAAAAAAACUCACGGUGGGCCCUGCAGGAGGCUGUCAACUCUCUCUGUCCUCCUCUUCAUUCUCCUCCAGCUCAGCCAGCAGUGAAAGCCUGGAAGACAAAUCCAGUUCAGCAGCAGCAGGGAGAGGGUUAAGUUUAUUAAGGACCGGAGCAGACUGUAGGAGUGGAGCAAUGUGCAGCAAAGAUGGCCGCCACCAUCCAAAACGUGCAUCAAAAAGCCCACAGCAACAAAGAAGGGGCCGCCCCCUCAGUGUGUCUACAGACAUGUCCAAAGCCAACACCUUGCCCAGGGUGAAGGAGAAUCUACUGCCGUCAGUAUCUCAAAAUGUUGACGAGUACGUCAGUAUUGUGUUCAAGGAAGACUGUGAGUACAGUAGAGGAAGACAGUUGGGGUCAAAACAUGGACAGCGUGCAGGUCAUGGUGCUCUAAGGCCCUUGCACCAGCUAGGCCUUUGCCAUGAUAGCCCAGCCAACCUUCCACGCAGUUUCUCUGCACCACUCUCCACCUCUUCUGAAUAUGUCAGUAUGGACAUAAGGAAGUCCUCAUCCCCUCUAACUCCUGUUAGAUCCAAAUUUAGAGCCCCACAGCGACAGGGUCCACCUGCUGUUGUCUCUAAAGCAAAAGAUGAACACAGCAGGUCUGAGGGCAACACAGGGUACAGAACAAACAUAACAAUGGCUGCUGCAGUACCAGCAGACAUCCCAAUCCCAUUUACAGACAACACAGACAUGGCCUUUAACAAAGAUUCAGAUCCCUCCCCUCAGUGUUCUAACAUUACAGCCAGACCUGCCAUCCAUUCAGGCAAACCCUUAACUAUGGAACAAGAACCAAGAUUAGGCUUCUCACCGGCCAAGUCCUUUUCAUCCCCUGACCGGAGUAGCAGACUGGUCAGAGGCGACCCACAGGGUCGACGGUGCCACUGUCCAGACACAUUCAUUUCACCCGCCACUUUACCACACCACUCAUCCUCCUCUACCUCCCUCUUCCCAGAGGGCAACCAGGCAGCGAACCAUCGACAUGGUUUGGACUGCUCACUGUGGGAGAAUGGACAGGCAGCCAUGCCUGCCUCACCUCCGCCGCAUGCCUCCUCCUCAUCCUCUGAACAAGGCCUUAACUACAUUGACCUUGACUUGGCUAUUAAGGAGAACCCCCAAGCAGGAGGGGAGCGUACCUCCGCCACCUUUAACAUUGCAGGAGCUGGUUUGGGUAGCAGUGCUGGCUCCAUUCUGAACACCUAUGCCAGUAUUGAUUUCUAUAAGUCAGAAGAACUGAGAGCACACCAGAGCACUAGAAAAGAUGGUCAAGGUAAGAGCAAGUAUAAUUAUAAAGAUAUCAUGAAAAGAAGGGUACCAUAA